Messenger RNA from Talaromyces marneffei, 1188 nucleotides. RefSeq lists its product as uncharacterized. Lineage: Eukaryota; Fungi; Ascomycota; Eurotiomycetes; Eurotiales; Trichocomaceae. The record is from RefSeq and is a predicted model, not a curated record. The transcript is spliced from 3 exons. Gene Ontology annotation, biological process: regulation of transcription by RNA polymerase II. Bases 1 to 1188 code for a protein of 395 amino acids. Gene Ontology annotation, molecular function: DNA-binding transcription activator activity, RNA polymerase II-specific; zinc ion binding.
AUGACGAAUAAAGUGUCCCGAACGAGAACAGGGGACCUCAAACAACGUAGAUCCCGGCGGGGCUGUCGAAACUGCAAACUUCGAAAGGUGAAAUGUGAUGAGUUGAGACCGCACUGCCAGGGCUGUAGGACGUAUGGUGUUUUGUGCAAUUACGAUGCGAAUGUCCCUGAGCUGCAACUCUCGACUGAGGCGCGGCCUCAAAAACUGCUAGGUAAUGGCGCUUUAGCUAUGCGGAAAGUGUCGAGAGCACCGGGCCCGAAUCCAAGGGUUUCUAUCCUCAACACUGGCGCCAUGGGUGGUUUUACUGUCCCUUUUGGGCUGGAUCAUAAACGUUCCAGGCUUCUUUACCAUUUUCGCACUUGCAUGGCACCCAGCUGGAGAGAUGCUCGGGAUGGAUGCCUUCAGCUGGCACACGAAUAUCCUUUUCUCAUGCACACCAUAUUAGCUGUUGGAAGUGCUUAUGAGCGUCAUCUUACAUCGCCACCAAACGUUCCCUCACGUCGGACCUUCUCUGAAAUAUCCAACUUUUCCCAGUCUACUUCUCUUCUCGGCGAGCAGCUGCGCAAGUCAAUUGUACCACAAGCUAAGGAUGCUAUCUGGGCCUGUGCAACGCUCUACGGCGCUCUCUUGUUUGUCGCUGUGGAUGCCACAAGUCCUGAAGAAGCCUGGCCACUCAAGGAUUCUGCUUGUGACCUAGACUGGAUCCCAAUGGUCGAUUCUAAAUGGGUUCUCUGGAAUCUUUUGGAGCCGAUGCGCCCAGAUAGUAUAUUCCGAUGCCUGGCCGACACAUACGCUGAUUUACGUAUUGACGCACCGCCAAACGGCGUUUAUGGCGUUUCUCCAUUGUUGGCGAGGCUGUGUGGGCUAGAUGAGAUGUCUACCGCUGAGACGAACCCAUAUUUUGAGGCGGUCCACGCGAUUUCUCAACUCACUGGCCCGCCAGAGAGUCGCGAGUACCUUGCAAGAGUUCUUGCCUUUUUAAGUUGCAUGUCGCAGUCUUUCAAGGCUUUGAUGGCGAGCAAAGAUGCUCGAGCACUACUGCUACUCGUGCUGUGGUAUAACAAAGCGGGCCGAACUGUCUGGUGGAUCGAAAUGCGAGCCAGGGUAGAACGUCGGGCGAUAUGCUUGUAUCUCCGACGAUAUCAUGCUGAUGACCCUGACAUCCAAGAACUCCUUCGUUAUGAAUAA